UGAAGUUAGGGCGCCGUUCAUCUGUAGUCCAGGGUCUUCACUGCGGGUCGGUGACUGGAACGUGGAGCUAAGCCUCUGGCAGCACCGGCUGAUGGUGGGGAUGCAGCUGAGAGGAGACUGACGAGAAGGCUCUAGGUGUAGCUGCUGCGUCAUAAAAAUGUGCUGUCUGGAACCAGCAAAAACUUGCAAAAAUAUACUUUCUCUGCCCGAGUUCUCCCUAAACCGAAAUUUCUCCUCUUGCUGAUGUCACAUGAGGACUUGGUGCCUGGAAGUUCAAGGAGUUGGGAGCCCAUACAAAUGGAGAACCCCUACAAAGAUCCUCCUAAAAGAUGUAUUUUAUGUGGAAUAAAUGUAGACUACAAGAAUGUGCAGCUUCUUUCCCAGUUCGUUUCUCCGCAUACUGGCUGCAUUUACGGCAGGCAUAUAACAGGCUUGUGUGACAAGAAGCAGAAGGAAAUUACAAAAGCCAUUAAAAGAGCUCAUGUACUUGUGAUAUGUGAAGAUGAACACCAUGCAUUGUUGAAGUCCUAUACCCAAAACCAAACGGAUCAAGAAUAGCUUAUGUGCAUAAAUGAACUGCCUGCCUGCCUGUGGGCACUGGCACUACAGAUAGUUCCAAAGGCAGAACUCCAGGGUAAGAUUUCAACUGGGCUCUAGCAAUAUGAGGAAUAAUCUUACUUAAUCUGCAAGUUUCAAGGGUAAAACAGUGUUAACAGUAACUCGAUUGCAACAAAGAAAAAACCCAAACUGUUCCGAGUUACAGUAUGUGCUGUGCUACUGCUUUAUUAAAACUAGAGAACAAACC
This is a messenger RNA of Egretta garzetta (little egret), 805 nucleotides long. It is a transcript of the gene MRPS18C, whose product is annotated as mitochondrial ribosomal protein S18C. Bases 244 to 558 code for a protein of 104 amino acids. Gene Ontology annotation, biological process: mitochondrial translation. The transcript is spliced from 5 exons. Gene Ontology annotation, molecular function: structural constituent of ribosome; small ribosomal subunit rRNA binding. The record is from RefSeq and is a predicted model, not a curated record. Gene Ontology annotation, cellular component: mitochondrial small ribosomal subunit; ribosome. NCBI's taxonomy places the organism in Eukaryota, Metazoa, Chordata, Aves, Pelecaniformes, Ardeidae.